CAUUUCCCAUGAGGCGUUGCGGUGUAAUACGUCAUUGCCGUGCGCAGGGCUGAGGUGGCGUUAGAGAGAAGGUCGGUUCCCGGCGGGGUCUCAUCAUGACGAAGCUCCUGGAGUGGCUGCUCGGUGUGGCGGUGGUGGUCGCGGUCUGGGCGGUGGUGUCCUUCGACCUGUUGGACCUGAGCCUGCCGCUCGCGUACCGGGAGGUGGCCUGGCCGAUGCCUCUCUACCUGUUGGUGUCGUUCGGCUGCUACUCGCUGGCCACCGUGGGCUACAGGGUGGCCACCUUCAAUGACUGCGAGGAGGCGGCGAGAGAGCUGCAGGAGCAGAUCCGAGAAGCCAAAGAGGACCUGAGGAGAAAGGGCCUGAAGAUGUGAAGCUUGACAAGGACCAUGCAGAAUCUUUUGAUGGACUGUUGCACACAACCUGGUAUCUGCACUCCUGAGGUUGGAGUCUCUAGUGUGAAAUAUGUUGGAUGGACUUCCUGUUUCCAGCAGUUUCACCCUUCAUUCAUGCAGCCACGUUUGUUUUUAUUCAUGUAUUAACCAGCAUUAGUCGCACAACUGACUGAUUUUUGUGUUACUCAUAGAUGACAACAAAUAAGACUGAACUCUGAACUGAACUACAAACCUGUCUAUUCAAAGAUGUGUCUGAAGUAAAACAAGUUUGCAACAUCCAGUUCUGUUCAUAUCAGCUUGUGGUUGCACUGAUGACCAUAGAAAUAGAAAACCUGUUAUACGUUCAAAUCACUGUUGUGUUUAAUUAUCAUCUGUGACCAGUUGUUCAUCACUGGAAUCAUCCAGCUUUCAGACAGGCACUGAACUGUAUAAGAUCGCAAAUGUCUGAUUCAGAAACUCUGCACAUUUGCCAGAACUUUUCCCGCCACCUCAAACUUUACAGGAACUCAGUGUAAAAAUAAAGCAGGAACACACAACAGACAUAAAACUCUAAAAAAUCAAGAGAACAAAAAUAAUUCAGGAUGUGCUAUACACGAAUAAGAUGCAGAAAAGUUUCUGUUGUUUUGAUCAUGUCUGUUCUGGACAAUCUCCUGCUGAUUUGCUCAUAUGUGAAAGUUCAAAGUUCAUGUCUGAAAACACCCUCUGACUAGAUUCUCAGCCGGGAAUUUUUACAUUCUUUCAAUCUGCGUCAGCUCCGCACAGUGUCGGCCUUGUCGUGCCUGUCUGGAGAUUGUUGCUUGUCAGAAUACAUAGAUUGUUAUCUGUAGUGUACAUUCCAUUGUCCGGUUUCAGACCUGUUCCCUGUGGCUAUUGCUGCGAUGUAAUUAAAAUGGAGUAUAUUUUCUUCAGGU
This is a messenger RNA of Paralichthys olivaceus (Japanese flounder), 1306 nucleotides long. It is a transcript of the gene dpm3, whose product is annotated as dolichyl-phosphate mannosyltransferase subunit 3, regulatory. Gene Ontology annotation, biological process: GPI anchor biosynthetic process. Gene Ontology annotation, cellular component: endoplasmic reticulum membrane; dolichol-phosphate-mannose synthase complex. The record is from RefSeq and is a predicted model, not a curated record. Lineage: Eukaryota; Metazoa; Chordata; Actinopteri; Pleuronectiformes; Paralichthyidae.